Messenger RNA from Arachis ipaensis, 1892 nucleotides. Its product is annotated as hydroxyproline-rich glycoprotein family protein. The record is from RefSeq and is a predicted model, not a curated record. NCBI's taxonomy places the organism in Eukaryota, Viridiplantae, Streptophyta, Magnoliopsida, Fabales, Fabaceae.
CACAAGACAUCACAACUCAAAGAAACACAUAUAAAAAGGCCAACAUAGAAAAACCAUUUAGCAAUUACAGAGAAAGUUCAACUUUUUCCACCAUUAUGGAUGAAGUAGUGGACGACACACCCUUCUGGCUCCAAAGUGGUGCCGCCAGCCACCGCGGCCGCCACCUCCGCCGCUCAUACUCCAUGAUAUUCAGCUCCGGGGCGGUUCUCAUUAUCCUUCUGGUGGCUGCAACUGCAUUCAUCUUAAUCAUAGCACCUACAUUACAUUCUUUCAGUUCACACAUUCUUAAACCCCAUUCAGUGAAGAAAAGCUGGGAUUCACUCAACUUUGUUCUGGUUCUCUUUGCCAUACUAUGUGGCUUCCUCAGCAAGAACAACACCACUACCACCAACGACACCCCACGUUCCUCCUCCUAUCAAGAUCAAACCUUCAUUGAAGCAACGCAAUCACAAGACUAUGCUAAACAAAACCCAGAAACACCAAUGCAUUGGUAUGAAUACUCUGAGAGAACACCCUCUUAUAACAGGUUGAGGAGUUUCAACUCCUACCCUGAUCUCCGCCAAGAGUCGUGGAUCGCCGCCGAAGAACGAUGGAGAUUUUACGAUGAUACCCACGUUAGAGGUUACCGCGAGGUGGGCAUCGACCACAACGAGAACCGAGAACUCCGUCGCAGGCCGUCAAGACCAGCUGCCGGAGAAGAACAAAAAGAAGAAGAGCAGGGGAUCAUUAAGAACAUUGAAGUUGACACCUUUGAAGUUCGUACGACCAAAGUCCCCAGCUCGCCGCCGGUACCAGCAGCGGUUCCACCAUCGCCGCCGGUACAAGCAGCAGUUGCACCAUCGCCGCCGCCGGCACCACCACCUUUACCCAGUAAAGAUCGUCCAAGACAUUCCCGAGUGAUUGAGAAGCCGAAGUAUGAAGAAUCGGGAGUUGAAAGCAUAAGACAACGACACUCACCGCCACCACCUCCCCCGCUUCCUGCGGUGCACAAUAAGAACAAGAGAGGGAGUGCAACUAAGGAGUUCUUCACGUCUUUGAAGGGAAAAAAUAGGAAGAAACAAAGGCAGCGCAGCUUCGAGAAUUUCGAAAGCAUUCUGAAUUCUGAACCUCCUCCUACUCUGCCUCCACGACAACCACCCCCACCACCACCUAUGCCACCACCGCCUUCGGUUUUUCAGAAUCUUUUCUCUAAGAAAAGCAAACAUAAAAAGGGUCACCCAGAUGUUUCAUCAUCAAGAACCAAACCGCAGGUUGUUGUGGCAAAGGCUAAUGUUAAGCCCCAUCUUAGAGAGAAUAUCUCAACUUUGGAAGAAAACGUUAUUACUGGUAACGAGUCACCCUUGCUGCCAAUACCUCCACCGCCGCCUCCGCCGCCAUUUAAACUGCCGGCGUGGAAGUUCCUGGUGCAGGGUGACUAUGUUAGAGUAGAUAGCAUUAGUAGUUCAAGUAGUGGUUCGCCAGAUUUGGAUGAAGAUGUUGUGGAUUCACCCAGCAGUGAGGCAAGUCAAUGGGAUAAUGAUAAUAGUCCUUCUUCUCCACAAGGUGGGGAUUUAGAACCUGAAAUAAUGUUGUUCUAUCCCAGCCCUGAUGUUGAUACCAAAGCUGGUACUUUCAUUGAAACAUUCAGAGCUGGUUUGAGGAUGGAAAAGAUCAACUCCACCAGGGAGAAGCAGGGAAUAGGGAGAUCCAAUCUUGGACCUUCAACAUAUUUGGAAAGAAAUGGACCCAAGUUGAAGUUACGAAAUUGAGAUUUUGUCUUUGUUUAUCAGAUUGUUUUGUUCUUUGUAUUCGUUUGUUCAUUUCUUUUUUGUUACAGUAAAUUGUUAUCAUGUACCAAUUGAGAUCAAGUUCGAUAGUACCACACAGUAUAGAAGAACAGGAGUUUUAUUUCC